Molecule: messenger RNA, 688 nt
Organism: Acanthoscelides obtectus
Lineage: Eukaryota; Metazoa; Arthropoda; Insecta; Coleoptera; Chrysomelidae
Source: the annotation of a GenBank genome assembly
CUGCGAGAGACCUAUUCAUUCAGAAUGUUCCGAACUCAAUGAAUCUGAGCUAAAGGUGAUGGCCUUAAAAGGCAAACGACUACUCAAGUUUUAUUGUGACGAUUGUCUUUUGGGAAUUAGGCUGGUUCCAAAAUUAAAUCAAAAAGUUGAUAAUUUGAUAGAGGAACUGGAGAAGCUGAAAAAGGAAUCUCCUCCUCCUGCACAGUCUUCAUCACAAAUCGAGUAUGAGGAGGUUCUUCAAGAAAUUGAAGAGCGGAACCGUAGGAAACAGAAUAUUAUUAUUUUUGGACUUACUGAAGAUCAAAGUAGGACAAAGCAGGAACAGAUAGCUCAUGAUACUCAAGAGGUUAAAAGUAUAUUGCAGACCCUUUCUACAGAAAUUGAUACCAAUGUCAGACUCUUCAGGCUGGGAAAGUUUGAUCCCACAAAGGAUAGGCCUAGGCCGGUAAAGGUUUCUCUGCGGAACAAUCAAGAUGUCCUGUUAUGCAUUAAAAACUCUGCUAAGCUUACUCGUAGAUCCGGUAACAGGAAUACAAGAAUAAGUAUCUCUACUGACAGAACUCCAAAACAGCAGGAAUUUUAUAGAAAAGUCAAACAUGAACUGGAUCAGAGGAUUGCUGCAGGUGAGAAGAACAUCAGAAUCAAAUAUGUACAUGGUCUUCCAAAAAUUGUUGCUAAUUUAAACUGA